This is a messenger RNA of Arachis ipaensis, 894 nucleotides long. The record is from RefSeq and is a predicted model, not a curated record. NCBI's taxonomy places the organism in Eukaryota, Viridiplantae, Streptophyta, Magnoliopsida, Fabales, Fabaceae.
AUGGCAGAGGAAGAGAUCGGUGAUUUUCCACUACCUUACAAAGUCGGAACAUUCAUUGGACUAACAAGGCACAGAAUAUGUUACGAUUUGAAAUCGUUCCAGACCCAGGACCGUCAUAAGCGUACUUGGAGUGGUGACAUGCACAUGGCAGAAGAUUCUUAUCACUUAAGCUCUUCCUCGGUGACUCCAGAGCAGUUGCGAUCCCGGCCAAGAGGUCGACGUGAAGAGAGCGGUGGACAGCAUGAUCGUGAUGGUGGAGAUGAGGGUGGUGAUGGUGAGGAUGAUAGUGCAGAUGGAGGAGGUGGCAGUGGAUAUGAUGGUGGAGAUGGAGGACAUGGCGGUGGACAUGAUGGUGGUAUGGGUGGUGGUAGUGGAGGAGGUGAGGGUGGUGGUGGUGGAGGAGCUGGCGGCAGUCUCAAUGGAGAUUGUUAUGGUUAUGGUGGUGGUGGAGACGAUGGUUAUAGUGGUGGCGGAUUAGGUGGUGAUGGAGGUGGCGGUGAUGGUGAUUAUUUUGUUAGCAGUGACAUGGCGAUGCACGAGAACCAGACGUACAUUAGCCCAGGUGAUUUGCUAUCGAACUUGCUUAGUAAUGAGGGCCUUGAUGCGGAGUUUAGAGGGUCACGUAUCCUUGAUGAUAUUAGUAUGCUCAUGCAGGAGAAUGACUUGGAGAGACGCAGAUCUCAAGUAGCCAGACCCCAGAAACCACUAGAUGUGGAUCUGAAUGAUCCUCCUUCUGGACCUUUGGAUGACACAUUUGCAUUGGGUGGGACUCCUUCCUCAGCAUUCGCUGCAGAUCCCUCGGCACAUCCUGGUCCAUCUAUGUCACCCCAGCGCACACCAAACAAGAUGGAGCAUGAUGGCGAUAGAGAUGAGGAUGAGAUCUCUCUGGCUUAG